Drosophila kikkawai is the source of this 2804-nucleotide messenger RNA. Its product is annotated as golgin subfamily A member 4. NCBI's taxonomy places the organism in Eukaryota, Metazoa, Arthropoda, Insecta, Diptera, Drosophilidae. The record is from RefSeq and is a predicted model, not a curated record.
AGCAUUGUGCGACCACGCGGGCACACUUGCCAAGCGAUAGCUUUCGAAAAAGAAUUUAACGUUGGCGCUUGUUUAUGUUUUUUUUUCGUUUCGAUUCGUUUGUUUUGUGCAGAUCCUGAGAAACGGCAAGCAAAGCAAUGGCUACGCUACGCAACCACACAACGGCCAGCAGCGGCGGCGCCACGAACAACAACAACAACGGCCAGGAAUUAACGCUCCAGGGACCGCAGGAUGCUGGGGCAACGCUGGCCAUCGGCUAUGUGCGGGAAUUCUGCACCCGGGCGGCCGCCUUCCAGCGCCAACGCACCGAGGAGGCUCUAAUCUACGUGCAGCGCAGCGUGGCUCUGCUGGGGACCAAGGUGCAGCCUCACCACUUUGCUCCUGCACCGGGCAACUUGGAGCUGGCUCGCUUUUUCAUCGAUCUUCAUGCACUGAUGGGCGCCCUGGACAGCGAGGGCUCUGCUGCGGGCGGCAACCAGAGCGAGGGCGACGUUCUGUGGAGCUGCGUGGCUCUGGUGCAGCACUGCAGCCGUAAUCUGGAGGCGCGCCGUGCCAUUGUUGAUAAGUUCUGCUUUGUGCCGCUGCUGGGACUGCUCAUACGUCGCACCCAGAGGACGGAGCGCGUGUACAAGCUGCUGGUGUUGCUGCAGGACCUCACCUACGGCAUUCACAUCGCCUGGGAGGAGCCCUAUCUGGCGGCACUGCUCGAGCAUCUAGUGGAGAUCGUGCACGGCUUGGACGGCGGCGAAGGAGGUGCUGGUAGUGGGGCCACCGGCGCAGUCGCGGAAGAUUCGCACGCCCUGCUCGCCCUCUCCGUGCUGGUGAAUCUCUGCUACAAGAACUUCGCCGUGCUGUUCCUCUUCCUGCGCAGCGUCAACAUCUCGGCGUUCUGCCGGCGCAUCCAGAGCUACGGCCUGCUGGCCUACAAGAUGCUCAUCAUCCUGUCCGAGGACGUGCACGCCUUUGAGCAGCGCGAGCUGCACACCUUUUUGCGCACCGCCUUUGCCGGCAUCGAGGACUGCCUGAAGCACUGGAACGUGGCCCAGUUGCGGCACAUUGUAGACUUUCUGCUGGAUUCGCAAUGUCACGCCGGCCUGCACAGGGCGAUGCUCUCGCACAGCCACUAUUGCGAGGAUGUGGAACGGCUGCUGAACCAAAUCGAAACCCGAAGCAACGGCAUGGACGACUCACAGGAGGAGUCGCGCAAGCAUCAGGCACUCUGCCUGGACCUGGUCUUCCGUCUUGUCAGCUACAUACUCCAGCUCUCCGGCGAAGAUGAAAAUGUCAUCAGCCUGGACGCCAUCACUCCGCGUCUACACGAGAUUCUAGCCGACUGGUUGUCCUCGGAGCUGUGCGGCGUGGCGGCCAUCGAUUUGCUGGCCACCAUGAUGCGUCUGGGCAAGCAGGCGGCGGUGGCCAAGCUCAUCGCCCGCGAGCCCACGCAUGUGGUCAGUCUGGUGGCCAGCGCCGAGCGUCCGGAAACGAAACCCGCUCAAGUGGUGGCCAUUCUGCGCCUGCUUCUCGUCCUGCUGCCCGAAUCCAAGACUGAGAAGCUGGUGCUGGCCAAGAUCUCCGAGUCGUAUUUCGACAAAAUCCUAGCGGCGCCGCUUUCUCUCAUGCCGCAGUACCUCAACACCCAGAGCCUGUUGCCGGCUGAGGUGGAGAAGGCCUGCUUCUGUCUCCUGCUGCUGGUCAAUGUCGCGGGCAUUGCGAAAAAGGCGUAUUUGGACAAGUGCUGCACGCUGCUGGAGCAGCCGCAGCUGCAGUACUGCCUGGCCCGCGGCAUGGUCAGCAAUAACGAGCCACUGGUGUCGGCCGUCCUGCAGAUAGCCCAGUUCGAGCACUUCCCCAAGGCGGCGGUGGCCAAGCAUGUGGCUGGCAUCAGCUGCAGCAGCGCCGGUCUCUCGGUAGCUGCGGCCCCCACGGCAUGCUCCAGCGACCAAGCGGCGGAGCAGUGGCGCAAUCUGAGCUCAAUCCUCAAGGGCCAUCGCACUUUUACGGACAAGGACAUGGCGCAGCGAGUCAACGCCUUGCUGGAGAGCAUAGGAGGCAUUGUAAGCCGCAAUGAACUGGCCACGGCUCCUAUUUCGCAGGUGAUUGAGCUAUAUAACCAUCGUAUUGACAGCCUGAAUGGGGCUAGGGUGAACCUGGAGCAGCGGCUGGAGCAGGCCGGCCAGCAGCUGAUCAGCGGCACCCAGCUGGCCCAUGUCCAGGCCGCCGAGCUGGAGCGCUUCCAGACUACGAACUUUGAGCUGCUUAUCAGCCAGGAGCGCCUCCAAACCCAGUGCAAGGAUCUCAAGCAUCAAACGAACAAGCUGAAGAGCAACAUGACCAAUCUGCUGAAGCAGCUCUCAGAGAACUCGGCCAGCCUGCAGGCCAACGAACGCCGCCUGGGUGUGAAGAAGUCCGAGAUAGCCAGCCUGCGCAAAGACUGCGAGGAGCUGCGCCAGAGCCUAAACACCAAGAGCGAAGAGUUCACCAAACUGGAGGCUCUCAACAAGGAAAACACUUCCCGCAUCGACAAGCUCAAGAAGUCCACGUUAGCCUACGAGCAGGACAUCAAGGAGAAGGUGCGCUCUAUCGAGGAGCGCGAACGGGAGCUGGCAAAGACACACAAGGCCUUGGAGGAGCAGCGCGAGGCGUGCAAGAAGUCUGAGGAUCUCAUCUCCGUGCUGGAGACACAGCUGCAGGAGCGCAAGCAGCAGAUCGAGAAUCUCGAAAUGGAGCAAAAGGAGACGGAGGACCUGCGCACGACCAUCAUGAGCCUGAUGGAGAGCAAAAAGCCCAAGCGCAAGACCUAGAAA